UUGGUACAUUUGGGAUAGUGCUAGACAUUUGGUACAUUUGGGAUGCUUCUGGAUAUUUCGUACAUUUGGGGUGGUGCUGGACAUUUAGGAUGGUGUUGGAUAUUUGGAAUGGUGCUGGACAUUUGGUACAUUUGGGAUGGUGCUGGACAUUUGCAAUGGUGUUGGAUAUUUGGAAUGGUGAUGGAUAUUUGGUGCAUUUGGAAUGGUGCUGGAUAUUUGGUACAUUUGGAAUGGUGCUGGAUAUUUGGUACAUUUGGAAUGGUGAUGGAUAUUUGGUGCAUUUGGAAUGGUGCUGGACAUUUGGAAUGGUGCUGGAUAUUUGGUACAUUUGGAAUGGUGCUGGAUAUUUGGUACAUUUGGAAUGGUGCUGGACAUUUGGAAUGGUGCUGGAUAUUUGGUACAUUUGGAAUGGUGUUGGACAUUUGGAAUGGUGCUGGAUAUUUGGUACAUUUGGAAUGGUGCUGGAUAUUUGGUACAUUUGGAAUGGUGUUGGACAUUUGCAAAAUUUAGCAAUGUAUUGGACAUACGGGAUGUUCAUUCAUACGUUGGACAUUUGAUACAUCUAGAGACGUGUGGUAGAUUUGGGAAAUUUACGGAUGUUUAUCAGAAAACGCCGGAUCUGGCAACACGUGUAACAAGAAAUACAUCGCUGUUAACACAAUCUCGCGCACGCGCAGUCACACAUACCUCGCCUCCUUUUCUGAUUGUACGUUUCACUCUGGAGGCAAAAAAUUCACUUUCUAACCUGACAUCUGAAAUAUUUCCUAUGGAUACAUUUCUAGACAGAAACAACAGAAUGUUUAAACAUUAAGUAACAAUCCCUGAAAAAAUAUAUAUUAGUGUCAUGUUCAUUUUUUUUUGUUUGUUGUAAAGCUAACGAACAUACUUGAAAUCUCGCGAGAUUUGACACUACACGGAAAUCGCUGCACAGAGCGAGACAAUACGCACGCGUAAACAAACCGUUUAAACUCGAUAGACUGUUUAAACAUUUCGGAUUCAUUCUGUUUUCAGUCUUAUACCGUUUUGGGAGGUGGUGGAUGGUCUUUGGUACAUUCCGUAUCCGUUGGAAGUUGGAGUGGACAUACCGGAAGUGGUGUUGGAGAACCACGGAGUACUGAAUAGAAUGCCGGUCAAUACAGAGAGCAAGGAGCAGGAUGUUCAGGGACCUGUAUGGCUGACGCGUCACGUAAACAGAUCAGAGCGUAAGCGUAACCGUAAGCGGAUAAAAAGUAAACCCAUUGUGCGGUGGUAUAUAAAGAAGAUACGCUCCGAAACGUGCUGUUAUAGGAAAAUAACUCGCUUUGACCCACCAACGAAACGUAGAGCACUUGGCGUACAGCGCCCGGCGUAGCAGGCUUUGGCACGAACUCGCGCUGUGAUGACGUCUCAGCCCAGAUCUGCGGAAAAUCUGUGGUCAUUUCGAAAACCCGCGAGUUCCUCAGAAUAUUGCGCCGUUUGCUUGAUUUUUGCGUUAGUUUCUGCGAUCAGGAAAUCCUGGAAGGGACUGAUAAAAGAACCGCACCACGGCUCCGUCCAAACCGAAUAAACCCUGCGCUUGGAAUUCUUCGCUACUCUUCAGGGACUAGAGGACUGAUGAGCGAUUUGGUGUGUCUUAUGCGUGCUGUUCUCUCCAACACAGACCGACGACUGGACGCAAGAAAAAUGUGUCAACACAAAUGAAAGUUGGGAACACUUAAUGCGCGUCCUGGUGGAACAGAGUGCCGAGCUGGCAGCCGAGUGCAAGUCUCUGGAGGAACAGCAGGCUGCCGAAGAGACCGAGUACAAGAGCCAAAUCGAAAGUUUGGAGAAGAUGAGGGACGACAAGCAGCGGCAACAUCGGGCUCUCCUAGACAAGAUCGAGUCGGUGCAGGUGAAAUUGGACCUAAAUAGCAGUAAGACAACGCGGAAAAACUUCACCGCCAAAGUCGAGGAGCUCACCGCCGAGAGGGAUCAAAAGCUGGAGAUGAAGAGAAGAUUGAGCCAAGAGUUAGAGGAGGCAGAUGGGAGACUGGAGAUGUUUACAGAAGAGCAGAGAAAUGAGAAGCUUAAAUGGGAGCAAGAGAUCGCUGCUUUGCAGCAUGAGAUGGAGAGACUCUCUGGACAAGUUGAAGAAUCCAGGCAGGCAGCUCUGAAAGACGAGAUCGCUGCUCUAGAGUCUCAGAGAGAGCUGGCAAUUUCUCAGCUAGAAGACUGGAUUGCAGAAGCCGAACGAUAUCUAAACACUCUCAGGUCAAACACUUCACCUCAGAGCAGCCGGCAUCGAAUUGAAUGGGAGAAAAAUGUGGCAAUGGUUCGUAAAAACUUGGGCAAACUACAGUUACUGUAUAAUGAAAACCUUAAUCAGCUUCAAAAGGGGCAGCAGCUGGACAGUUUGCCUAAAAUCCCCUUUCCUCAUCUCCCUCUCAUACCCAUGAUCGACUUGUUGAAUUUCACGACGUAUGCUCCGAUCCGCCCAACGGUGACCCAGCCUCAGUUUCACCCGGCCCAUAGAACCACCCCACCUCCUCUUUCUGCACACAACGCGGCGGCCUUCACACCACACACGCACGAACAGAACGUGCCCGUCCCGAGGCUGGCCAUGCCCACCUCCAUCUACGCCCUUACAACACCCUACACUCACCCUACCUACACAUUACCGUACACUGCUGUCCCUACAGCCCAGGUGAACGUCCCGGUCAGUCUCGCAGCAGCAGCUCAGUUGUCUCAAGGGGCGGGGCCAGUCUCCUCAGUACGAAACCCCGCCUCCCAGGCGCUUCCGUCAAUCCCACAACCUGCAGGCAAGCUGGACAAACUGCUGGAGAUACUGGGCACGCAGUUCCCACAGUGCACGAGACCUCAAAUAAUGGCUGUGUUGCAGCAGGUUAAGAGUGAGCGUGGCACUAUGGCUGGCAUGUCCAUAGAGGACAUCAAACAACAAGUGGAACAGAGACUCGCACAAAAUGAACGGCCGCCUCCAGGCCCCAUAGCGCCCCCUGCAGGCUCCAGACACUCACACAGAGGUCCUGUCCAGCCUUCGUUGUCCACGCGUCCCUCUCUCCAUGCUCCCAGUGCCCACGUCUUCCAGUCCCGAGGCCCACAGGCCACUCCAGCUGUGCGCAGACUGUGUUUAAUGUGUCAGAACCACGUAGAACCGGGAACCCAGUAUAACACAAACUGCACUCAUACGCUACACAAAGAGUGCAUCAGUGUGUGGCUGCAGUCCAGCAAGAACAACUCCUGUCCUUUCUGCCCCAGAAAAUAAACCCGUGUGGCUCUUUACGUCACAUGAUGCAUACGAGACAUUAAGGCCUGCAGGGAUUAUUGUUAUUAUUUUUUCCCUUUAUAUUCUUUUAUAUGUGAACAACAUUUUUAGAAAUAUUUUUGACACGAAUCCAAAUGGGUUGUGUGUGUGUUCUGUUCCUACAGAGAGAGAGAGAGAGAGACAAACAUUUUAGAGCACUCUGUAUUUCAAUUCUAUCGAUUUUCUAAUAAACAUUAAUUGAUAUGUC
Messenger RNA from Ictalurus furcatus (blue catfish), 3488 nucleotides. It is a transcript of the gene rnf214, whose product is annotated as ring finger protein 214. Gene Ontology annotation, molecular function: ubiquitin-protein transferase activity. Lineage: Eukaryota; Metazoa; Chordata; Actinopteri; Siluriformes; Ictaluridae. The record is from RefSeq and is a predicted model, not a curated record. The transcript has 15 exons. The coding region runs from base 1697 to 3241 and encodes 514 amino acids.